Linum tenue is the source of this 3114-nucleotide messenger RNA. Lineage: Eukaryota; Viridiplantae; Streptophyta; Magnoliopsida; Malpighiales; Linaceae. The record is from the annotation of a GenBank genome assembly.
AACCCUAAAGCUAAAACGGACGUGGAACUUCAUUGAAAGCACAAGAAGCAAAAGGUUUCGAUUCAAUAGCCAGAGGAAGGGACACUCGCGUUUCAUUAUUUCGUUGACAGCAUAAGGAUUCGAAAAUGUAAGUUUCAGCUCUCUUCUCCCUUUCAUCGUUUUCUAUCUCAGCUCUCAAUGGCGUGUCAUUUCCCUUUCUCCUCUUCUGCAUACCUCAAAACCCACAAAUUCCAACCAAGUCCCCGCCUUUACCCUGCCAUUUCAUGCCGGAAUCAAGACCCAGAUGCUGAAGUUGACGAUAAACACCGGAAUGCCCGUAAUACCAAUCAUACCCAUUUGAAUUUUCUCGCUAUCCCCAUUACUCUCACUGUUAUCUCCACCGCCCUAGCAUCAAAACCGGCCCUUGCUGCUGCAGCAGCGACGGCGAAGACUAGCCAGAAAAGAAAAGCCAAGAAAAAAGCACAGGAGACCUUGAGCCCCGACCAGCUCAAGCAAUGGACUAAGAAUCUGCCUCUUGUGUCGAGUCGAAUACCGUAUACUGAAAUUCUGAGUUAUAAAGAGCAAGACAAGCUGAAGCAUGUAAUUAAGCCGCCCAGUGCGCGGAUGAAGGAGCGUGCUGAGUCUGUUCUGGUUGUUUUGGAUGACAAUCAAGUGUUUAGGACCGUGUUGCCUUCCAUUGAAAGUAACAAGAGGUUUUGGGAUUCUUGGGAUGAGUUAAAGAUUGAUACUUUAUGUGUGAAUGCUUACACGCCUCCUGUUAAGAAACCAGAACUGCCUAAGCCGUAUCUGGGCUUUCUGUGGAAAGUUCCUGAGUUCAUAUUGGCGAGGCUUGAGCCUAAGAAGGAGUCAAAAAGAGCUAUGGAAAUCAGGAGGAUGAAGGAGGAGUUCAAGAGGCAACAGAAAGAAGAGCUGGCAAUAAUGAGAGAGGAAAGGGAAAUGAUGGAGAAAGCAAUAAAAAUUCAACAGAAAGAAGAGAGAAGGAGGAAGAAGAGGGAUAUCCAGAAGAAGAAGCACCGUGAAUCACUGCGUGAUGCACGGGCAAAUUCUACCAAAAUGGCAAACAUUUGGGCUGAUUUGGCUCAGGACUCGAAUGUUGCGACAUUCUUGGGAUUGGUGUUUUUCGUGAUAUUUUAUAAUACGGUAGUGCUUAGUUACAGGAAGCAGAAGAAGGACUAUGAGGAUAGGUUGAAGAUUGAGCAGGCAGAGGCAGAUGAGAAGAAGAAGAUGAGAGAGUUGGAGAGGGAAAUGAUGGGCAUUGAGGAAGAGGAGGAUGAGGAAGGUGGUGAGCCAGGGAAAGCAGAAGAGAAUGCUUACAUGAAGAUGGCUAUGCAGUUCAUGAGGUCUGGGGCACGGGUUAGGCGGGCUCAUAAUAAGAGGUUGCCUCAGUAUCUAGAAAGGGGUGUGGACGUGAAGUUUUCGGAUGUUGCAGGGCUUGGCAAGAUAAGGCUUGAGCUUGAGGAGAUUGUGAAGUUUUUCACACAUGGCGAGAUGUACCGGAGGAGAGGAGUCAAGAUUCCAGGUGGAAUACUUCUUUGUGGGCCCCCUGGUGUUGGGAAGACCUUGCUAGCAAAAGCUGUGGCUGGUGAGGCUGGCGUCAAUUUCUUCUCCAUAUCUGCCUCUCAGUUUGUGGAAAUAUAUGUCGGGGUUGGCGCUUCUCGUGUUCGAUCACUUUACCAAGAAGCAAGGGAAAAUUGAUGCUCUUGCGUAUGUAGGCUCCAUCUGUGGUCUUCAUUGAUGAACUGGAUGCUGUUGGAAGAGAACGUGGUCUGAUUAAAGGUUCUGGUGGACAAGAACGUGAUGCUACUCUGAACCAGCUCCUAGUAUCCCUGGAUGGAUUUGAAGGACGAGGUGAAGUGAUCACCAUUGCUUCCACAAAUAGACCAGAUAUUUUAGAUCCAGCACUUGUGCGCCCUGGUCGUUUUGACAGGAAAAUCUACAUCCCUAAACCUGGUCUCAUAGGUCGCAUGGAAAUCCUCAAGGUUCAUGCUCGCAAGAAGCCGAUGGCUGAGGAUGUGGACUACAUGGCUGUAGCCAGUAUGACUGAUGGGAUGGUUGGUGCGGAGCUUGCAAACAUAAUUGAAGUUGCGGCCAUUAACAUGAUGCGUGAUGGCAGAACUGAGAUAACUACUGAUGACUUGUUACAAGCUGCACAAAUCGAAGAGAGAGGAAUGCUGGACAGAAAAGACAGAAGCACUGAGACUUGGAAGCAAGUAGCUAUCAAUGAAGCUGCCAUGGCUGUUGCAGCCGUGAACUUUCCUGAUCUCAGGAAUAUUGAAUUCGUUACAAUAUCUCCUCGAGCUGGUAGAGAACUUGGUUAUGUUCGGCUGAAAAUGGAUCAUCUCAAAUUUAGAGAAGGGAUGCUCAGUCGGCAAUCCCUACUGGAUCAUAUCACUGUGCAAUUAGCACCACGAGCAGCUGAUGAGUUAUGGUAUGGCGAGGGUCAGUUGAGUACAAUAUGGGCUGAAACAGCAGACAAUGCGAGGUCGGCAGCAAGAACCUAUGUUCUUGGUGGGCUUUCAGAGAAGCAUUAUGGGGUAUCCGACUUCUGGGUAGCAGACCGGAUAAAUGAAAUAGAUUUAGAGGCCUUGCGGAUAUUGAACAUGUGUUAUGAUCGUGCAAAAGAGAUUCUGAAUGAGAACCGAAAGCUGAUGGAUGCAAUCGUGGAUCAACUUGUCAACAAGAAAAGCUUGUCAAAACAAGAGUUUACCAACCUAGUUGAGUUGCAUGGCUCCAUCAAACCUAUGCCCCCAAGCAUACUUGACCUCAGAGCUGUCAAGCGUGCCGAGUUUCAAAGACUCUUGAUGAGCCAGGCACAAGUCGACAUCAACUUGUGAAACCGGUUCCCACACCAAUUAGUCUUGGUAACUGAUGCAACUUUGUAGCCAAACGAGCAUUAGGAUACCUUCCUAGGGGGUAUUGGGUUCGUAUAAAUUCGUCAUUUCCAAUCCCUUGUUCGUUACGCUAUAGUUGAAUUUACUUGCCCGAGUUAACAUUACGGCAAACGACAGGUUGUACUCCAGAAAGAGCAUACUAGUGGCUCGUUUGGAGGAUAUGAGUUUAAAUCUAUAGAUUAUUGGCAAUCUAAAGAGUUUAACUAUUUGAAUUGUUGAAAAC